GGUGGCAACGAAAGACAUUCACAAAACUGAGGUCAUGACGACGAAAGCAGGUUUUCCUCAAGCAGUCGUUUUAUUUGCGAGCUGGAGAGAUGGUGCGCGUCUUUUGAGCUCGGAACGAUAUGGCAACUUGAGUUUCAGAGCAGCAGCUGCUUGAUUUUCUGCAAAUAUGAGUCUUAUUCUUCGAGGCAUUUGCGCUAUAGCGUGCGUUUCGCAGUCGAUCCGACCCGCGGUUCAACAGCAGCUUCCUAAUCAUCGCGUCAGCUCAAGGCAAACAUCUUUCUCACAAUCAGCGCCGAGAUCCCCGUGUCCGGAAUAUUUUCAAUAUCAAGCGGAUACAUGGAGCGGUGAAUUACGAGGUGUUUUGGCCAUACCCCCACCUCAAGAUAGCACAAGAGUUACCGUGAAUUUAGGAUUUCGCAUCAAUGCCAGACUGGGACAGGGUAGUUUCACCGGCUCUCUUGAUCUGACCGAACACAAAGACAACGUUAUCAGCCGAUUGAGACAAGGAAACCGAAAUCCCGUUACUUACAAAGUGGUUUUCCCCACUCAAAAUCCAAUCCCAGUGCUAACAAGCAUCGUAGUGAAUCGUCAAUCAAUAUGCUCCAGUCACCCAGGAACAUCCAACGGUUACUACACAGACGUGACCUUAAAUCAUGAAUUGAUUUCUCCAUACCCUAUAAUUUUUGCCUCGAACAGCUACCCUGGUAAUAAUAAUGGGGUAGAUAUCAAUCAAGUCUCGGCCCUAGCUCCAGUUCCACAGGCUCCACAGCAAAUAAUAUCAACGACAACAUGGACAACACAAAGGACCACAGCAACCCCCCGUCCACCGCCUCCGCCGACACAGGCACCAACUACUAAAGCACCCGUCGAUACAGAGAAAUACAGCACAUGUGGAGUGUCUCCGCAAGUGGCGAAUUUGGUUGUGAACGGCGAGACCGUGGCAAAGGGAGCGUGGCCCUGGCUCAGCGCAAUUUAUGACAUCACUAAUACAGGUUUAUCAUUCAUCUGCGGAGGAUCUCUUGUUACUAAAAGACACGUUAUUACUGCUGCGCAUUGUAUGGUCACGACCCAAGGAAGCGCAACGUUGAAACAACCAGAAAAUGUGAUGGUUUACUUGGGAAAGUACAAUGUUAUCAACUUCGCUGAACAAAGCACUGCCACAGAAAUUUCAGACAUAGCCGCCCACCCAGAGUACACAGGCGAACUCGAGUACGCCGGCAUCGACCUGGCAAUUCUCACAUUCAAGGUUCCAGCAUCGUUUGGACCUUUCAUCAGGCCCGUCUGCUUGUGGGAUUCGACCAAGAAGUAUCCGCAAACUGGAAAAGUGGUCGGCUGGGGAAAGGACGAAUACGGCAAUGUUAUCUCUAAAACACCGAAGCAAGUUGACAUGCCGAUUGUUACCAAUGAACAGUGCCUCAGAGCUAAUCCAGAUUACAUCCAGAUAACUUCAGAGACGACUUUUUGUGCUGGCAACAGAGAUGAUUCCGGUCCUUGUAAGGGUGAUAGCGGCGGAGGACUCUACGUUUGGGACGAGAAUUCGAGGAGAUGGGCAAUCAGAGGUGUAGUGAGCCAGUCCCUGUGGGAUCCAGAAAAACGUUCAUGCGACCUCAAAAAUUAUGUCACGUUCACUGACAUAAGCAAGCUUCUCGACUGGAUUAAACAGGAGAUUCGACAGUAGGAAUGGAAACGAGUAGUUACACCGAUCCUGUUUUUGUACAGUUGCGGCGCCAAUGCCCUACAUAUUUAAUAAUUUUCCUAUUAACCUUAUUAAAAACUUAAAAUGCUAAAAUCAUUGCUGAGGCAAAUCUAUGACACAAAAAUCAUGAUAAUUGACAAGAAAAGCGCGAAAAAGCAUCAAAUUUAACAUAUGAGGAGAAGACACAAAAGAUGAGGAUUUAAAAUUUUAAAAUCAAUAUUAGCAUGAGGUGCAAAAGCUAACUCUGUGCUGUCACUUUCUUUCAUUCCUCGUGUCAAGUCUUUUGGCAUACAGUAGUUUAUUUACUCAUUUGAAGAUCGUUUUCUGCGUUUUAAACUUGAAACACUUACCCACUAAAGUAAUUCAUAUUAUAUUUUCUUAAAACAAUUAUAGGCACCCUAUUUGGCGUGGCGGGCAUUUGAAAAUUAAACAGUGCGUAAAUUAAAAUAUUUGUUCGGUGGCACUUUUUUCUUCUACAGCAAGCUGUUGUUGGAUGCAUGUUUUAAAUGCAAAUUAACAGCAAAAUAAACUUCAACCUCUGCUCAUUGUUAAUAAAGUUGAAGGUUUUUAGCCAUAAAAGACAUCAACAAGACCAGUUAAAUUAUGUUUUUAUAAUGUGUAACAAUAUCAAAAUAAAUCAAUGUUUUUCCUUGAUCUUCA
Cloeon dipterum is the source of this 2356-nucleotide messenger RNA. Its product is annotated as serine protease gd-like. The transcript has 10 exons. The coding region runs from base 167 to 1678 and encodes 503 amino acids. Gene Ontology annotation, molecular function: serine-type endopeptidase activity. The record is from RefSeq and is a predicted model, not a curated record. Gene Ontology annotation, biological process: proteolysis. Lineage: Eukaryota; Metazoa; Arthropoda; Insecta; Ephemeroptera; Baetidae.